UGCAGACCUCAGUGCUACGAGUACCCCACCUGCCCGGAUGCUGUGAAAGGCAAGUCCUCCCGAGCGUGCUCUCCUAGGGAGGAGGUUGCCUACGUGACCUGUACCUACAGGGAAACGUGCAUCGACCAACCUGACUUCCUUGCCACUGUGGAUCUCAACCCCAGGUCUCCGUAUUACGGCCAGGUGAUCCACCGCCUGCCCAUGCCCAACCUCAAAGACGAGCUGCAUUCCUCGGGGUGGAGCACUGGCUGCACCUGCUUUGACAAUGUCACCACACAAAGGACCAAGCUGAUUCUUCCCUCUUUGAUUUCCUCCCGCAUCUACGUGGUGGAUGUGGGUUCCCAGUGCCGGGCUCCCAGGCUGUAUAAGACGAUUGAGCCAGUGGAUGUCUUCUGGAAGUGCAACAAGGGGUACCUGAACGUGCCUCGCAGCCUGCCGAACGGUGACAUUCUGAUUGCCAACACGGGAGAUCCGUCUGGCAACGCCAAAGGUGGAUUUAUCGUGCUGGAUGGAGAGACCUUUGAGCUGAAGGGGAACUGGGAAAACGAGUGCGAGGUCCCCCCGAGCGGAUACGACUUCUGGUACCAACCACGCCACAAUGUUCUGAUCAGCUCUGCUGGGGUGGUCCCCAAACGUGCAGGAUGGGGCUUUAAUCCCGACGACUUGAAGAAAGGGGUCUAUGGACGCCGCCUGAACGUGUGGAACUUGUCCUGCCGCACCCUCACACAGUGCUUUGACCUGGGGGAGGACUCUCUGCCCCUGAGUGUUAAGUUCCUGCACAACCCCGAUGCUGCCGAGGGAUACGUCAGCUGUGCCCUGAGCGGCGUCAUCUACCGCUUCUACAAGUGCGAGAGAGACAACUGGGCAGUGGAGGAGGUGAUCCGGAUUCCAGCCAAGAAAGUGACAGGAUGGAUUUUGCCAGAGAUGCCAGCCUUCACAGUCGACCUUGUCAUCUCGCCGGAUGACAAGUACCUGUAUCUCAGCAACUGGCUGCACGGAGACAUCCGCCAGUACGAGCUCUCCAGGAACUGCAAGCCCAGGCUGGUGGGACAGGUCUUUGUGGGUGGCAGCAUCCUCAGAGGUGGACCCGUGGCUGUGUGCAGAGAUGAAGAGCUGAAGUGCCAGCCCGAGCCCUUGGUGGUCAAGUGCAAGAGAGUGUACGGCGGCCCGAGCAGACUGCAGCUCAGCUUGGAUGGCAAGAGGCUGUAUGUCACCAACUCCUUCUACAGCACAUGGGACAAGCAGUUCUACCCGAACCUGGUCAAGGAAGGCUCUGUCCUGCUGCAGAUUGAUGUGGACACUGAGAAGGGAGGCCUGACCGUGAACAAGAACUUCCUGGUGGAUUUUGGAAAGGAACCCAAUGGGCCCUGCCUUGCCCAUGACAUCCACUUCCCUUCUGGAGAUGCCACCUCCAACAUCGUGGCCUAG
Messenger RNA from Nestor notabilis (Kea), 1428 nucleotides. RefSeq names its product selenium-binding protein 1-like. The record is from RefSeq and is a predicted model, not a curated record. Gene Ontology annotation, molecular function: protein binding; selenium binding. Lineage: Eukaryota; Metazoa; Chordata; Aves; Psittaciformes; Psittacidae. The coding region runs from base 202 to 1428 and encodes 408 amino acids. The transcript has 11 exons.